AUGACUGGGCAGUACGAAACGACCAUACAGCUCGCGAACGAGACAAAGCGGUGCCUUGAAGCGAAGGAGGGAGAAAUGCAAAAGCUCGCCGAUGCCCUGGCAGAAAAGCUGGAGAGCAAAUGCCAGUCUCUCGAACUUCAAUCCAGGGAGAUGGUUCAUCGUUCUCAAGUAGAGAGGGCAAGUGACAAAAUACAGAGGUCACAAGAGAUGUGCAAAGAUAUCAGUGAUAAGCGGAAUGACCUUGAGCAGAAGAUUAGGGACAUGGUUGACCGUGUAGUAUACGAUGCAGUCUACCAGCAAAGCGAAGCUUCGACGAAAAAGCUUCUUGAGGCUGGCAGAGAGCUUGCACAUGUUCGUGAGCGACUGCAGUUCAAUGCAGAGGUUCUUGAAGACGCAUUGCAUGACAAGGAGACGUUGAGCGAACGUAUAAGAGUCUCGGAAGAAGAGCGUCUAGCCGAGUCAGACAUGCUGCAGAAUUACACUGCAUACAUCGAACAGCUGCCCUCGCUCGAGGAGUGUACACAGACAUCCAACAUGCUCCGAGAGUCCCAGGUCAUGAUCGCUAGCCAAGAGGAAGAAAUUUCGAUGCUUGGGGAGGGCAUUAAAGACCUCGCGCAAUGCCUGGACAGUCACAUGGCAACCUCGAUAAAUAUUAUGAGAAAGUUUUUGGAGGUCCUGGCUAUCAAACAGAAUGAGUUGGAAGAAGUGACUGAGGCUCGGGACACUAUGGCAGCAAUGGCUCAUGCGUUCAAGGUAGGGGUGGAUGAAAUGAACCGCAAGUCCUAG
Bipolaris oryzae ATCC 44560 is the source of this 786-nucleotide messenger RNA. RefSeq lists its product as uncharacterized. Bases 1 to 786 code for a protein of 261 amino acids. The record is from RefSeq and is a predicted model, not a curated record. The transcript is spliced from 2 exons. NCBI's taxonomy places the organism in Eukaryota, Fungi, Ascomycota, Dothideomycetes, Pleosporales, Pleosporaceae.